UGAAUGCCUUCAAAUAUAACACUCGUAUAACAGAUUAUACAGAAUUGGCGGAAAAGGUGGUAGAUUAUGCCGGUGGCAUUCCAUUAGCUCUUAAAAUUUUGGGUUCCUCAUUCCUUUGCUGCGAGAGCAAAGAAGAUUGUUUAGAUGAAUCAAUCGCAAUGAAAGAAUUUCUAAGGAAAAACAUUCAGAAAGUCUUGAAAAUAAGUUACGAUGGAUUAAAAAACGAAAAGAAGAUAUUUCUUGAUAUAGCGUGUUUACAUAAAGUGGAGACUAUGCAUAUUGUAAAAAGAAUGUCCAAUGCUUGUGGUUUUCGUGCAGCGGGAAUUAGAGCUCUCAGUGAUAAGUCCCUCGUAUCAAUUUCCGAAAGCAAGCUUAUAGAAAUGCAUGUUCUGGUCCAAGAAAUGGGCAGGGAAAUUGUUCGCGAAGAAUGUAUUGAAGAGCCUGGAAAACGAAGUAGAUUGUUCAGUGCGGAUGAUGUCUAUCAUGUACUGAAAACUAAUACGGGAACUGCAGCCGUUCAAUGCAUAUCCUUUAACAUUUCAGAGAUUGGACCGUUGAAUCACGCAGACUUCAGAAAGAUGUUUAAUCUAAGAUUGCUCAAUGUUGAUAGCUAUGGCAAGCUCAAUGUUAGUGAUGGCAACUCGGAGUUAAAUGUUUCUCUUCCCAAUUCUCUUAGGUAUCUUUGCUGGGUGGGAUACCGACUAAAAUCUUUGCCAUCAGAAUUUUCUCCAGACAAUCUUGUUGAGCUUCGAAUGCCCUACAGCAGUGUCGAACAACUUUGGAAUAAAGGCCAGAAGCUUGGAAACUUAAAAGUGAUGGAUCUUAGUCACUCCAUGCAUCUGACUGAAGUUCCAGAUCUUUCUCAAUGUCCGAAAAUCAAGCAUAUAAAUCUUAUGAAAUGUACAAGUUUGGUUGAAAUUCCUUCGUAUUUUGUGAAACUGGACAAGCUUACUGUUCUUAACCUGGGAUACUGCUCACUUCUCAGAAAUCUUCCGAAGAUGCCAGGAAAUAUUGAAUACUUAGAUUUAAGUAACACCGUGAUAGAGGAGUUGCCUUCAUCAGUUUGGUCUAGUGCAAACAUUUCUACCUUGAAUAUUCAAGGGUGUAAGUACCUUAAGAAUCUUCCAAGCAGCAGUUGUAAGUUGAAGUUACGUAAUUUGUCUUUUUGGGGCUGCUCAUCUCUUGGCAAGUUUUCGGAGCUUCCCAGGAACAUAACAGAGUUACAGUUGACUGAGACAGCAAUAAAAGUACUGCCCUCAUCAAUCGAGCAUCUCUCUCAUCUCAAGAAAAUUGAACUGGAAAGUUGCAAACGUCUUGCAAGUCUCCCAAAGAGCAUUUGCAAGUUAAAUUCUCUUGAGAGACUUAACCUCGCUGGUUGCUUAAAAUUUCAAUGCUUCCCAGAAAUAUUGGCGCCUAUGGAGCACCUAAACUUUCUUAGCUUGUCAGAAACCGCAGUUAAAGAGCUACCCUCAUCGAUUGAAAAUCUGAUUGGGCUUCAGACAUUACAGCUCUACCGGUGCAAAAAACUGAAGUGUAUCCCGAAUAGCAUCUACAACUUAAACUCACUUCAAACUCUCACGUUUGGUGGUUGUUUAAAGCUUAAAAAGUUGCCUCAGUUCCGGGUAGGUUUGCGCUCUUUGGAAGAACUAAACCUCAGUUACUGUGGUAUAUUAGAAAUCCCUGAUCACCUUGUUUGCUUAACAUCGUUACGAGAGUUAGAUCUAAGUGGAACCAUGAUCUCGAGCAUACCUGCAAGCAUCAAACAAUCUUCUCAGUUGUCUGUCCUUCGUUUAACCAAAUGCAAGAAGCUGCUGUCUAUACCGGAGCUCCCAGUUGGGCUGCAAAUUCUUGAAGCACAAGGCUGCUUGGCGCUGGAGACAGCGUCCAAAUCAAGGUCUGCGCUAAUACAAUUAUGUCAUGAUAAAAUGAGGGUAAGGCUAGCCGACAUUCACCUCUCCCAGACCCUGCGUAAAGCGGGAGGCUUGUGCACUGGGUUUUGGCAACGACAACAACGAUGGUGGUGGUGGUGAUUAUGGCAGAAACAAUGGUGGAGGUAAUUGUGGUGUCAUCAGUAGGGCGCAGUAGUUAGGGUGUAAAGGUAGCAAUGGUGAUUGUUGUGGUGGUGGUGGUGGUGGCGGCGUUGGCAGUGGCAAUGGCAACAAUGGUAGUGACUCGAGCAAAAACAAUGGUGGAGGUAAUGGUGAUGUCAUCAGUAGGGUUUAGGGUGUAAAGGUAGCGAUGGUGGUGAUUGUUGUUGUGCUGGUGGUGGCAUUAUUGACAGUGGCGUCAUUGGCAAUGGAAAAAAUGGUGGUGAUGAUGCCGAUGGGGGUGUGUCGGUGGUGAUGGCAACUACAAUGAUGUGUGUAGUGUGGUGGUGCUAAUAGUGGGGUGUGGUGGUUGGGGUGGAUAGGUAUUGGAAGAAGAUCUACUCUAGUUAUUUGUCUCUUACCAUAGCUGGUAGGUAGCAUGGGUGUAUACAUGAGGGUGCUGUUUACCACCUAAAGUAUGGCUGUCAUUCUCCUUAAUUCAAGGGAUUGCUGAUUUUGCUUUAGUUGUUAGGUGAUUAGGCGUAAAUCAAGGAAAAAUUAUUUUUGUGUUGUUUCUUUCUUCUUUCUACGCUCAUUUAUAUGAGCUAUCUUUGUACUUUAUUCCUUCAUAAUAAAAAGUACACCUUCAAAUUCCAAUAAUAGAUAACAAUGAUGGUGGUAAUGGCGGUGGUGAGGGUUGUUGUAGUUGUGGUGUUGGUUAUAGCGGUGGUGACAAUGCGGUGAUGGCAGUUGUA
Messenger RNA from Malus domestica (apple), 2782 nucleotides. The record is from RefSeq and is a predicted model, not a curated record. NCBI's taxonomy places the organism in Eukaryota, Viridiplantae, Streptophyta, Magnoliopsida, Rosales, Rosaceae.